GUUGUUUCGACUUCACCAGGACCUGAAGAAGAGGCAGAAAAACCUGUGAAAACUAAGACUGUUUCUUCCAGUAAUGGAGGAGAAAGUUCGAGUCGCAGCGCAGAGAAACGGGCAGCUAAUGAAGAAGCUGAAGACUUCAACACAAAGCCUGCUCCUGCCAAAAUGUCCAAGUUUGGAUUUUCCAUAGGCAGUCAGACAGCAAAGAAGGCAUCUGCAAUAUCCAUCAAACUAGGAGCAAAUAAGCCUAAAGAGCCUGUUCCAACCCUUGCUCCAAAAACUCUUUCUGUAGCAGCAGCUUUCAAUGAAGAUGAAGAUAGUGAGCCAGAAGAAAUGCCUCCAGAAGCCAAGAUGCGCAUGAAGAACAUUGGAAGGGAUACACCAACCUCAGCAGGACCAAAUUCCUUCAAUAAAGGAAAGCAUGGUUUUUCUGACAACCAGAAGCUAUGGGAACGAAAUAUAAAAUCUCAUCUUGGAAAUGUCCAUGACCAAGAAAACAACUAAAUGAUGAUGUGGAUUGAGAGUUGGGUGUUUGGGGGGAGGGGAGGGUGUAACGUUAAAGGAACAGUUUCCUUUUUUAAGAAUGGUAUAAGACUAUCUUUGGAGCCACUUUUUUAAGAUUUUGAGUGGUACACUAAUAACUGAGUUUGAAAUUAGAGGUAAUUUAUGUUUUGUAUACAGAUUUCAAGGCAUUUGCUAAUUUUGUAGUUCCAUGUGAUUAGUUUCAAAAGGUUACGGAUAAUAAAGAAAUUGGAGUGGUACCUUUUUAAGAUUUUUUUUUUUUUUUUUUUGUCAGUGAUGAAUUAAGGUGGAUGAAAAAGGUUACUGUCUCUUUAAUCAGGUUGACAUUGAAUGCUCUGGCAUUCUCACUUCUGGCUCCCUCUUCAUAACAGGAGAAACAGUUGACUCCUAGGAAUACUGCUAAAGAAAGUGAGCAUUGUCUUGUGCUAGAAGUGUUACUGGACUAUUAAUUUGAAUAUAAACUUAUGCAGGAAAUAAUAACCUGGAUUUUUUUUUUCUUCUCCCUGCAGUCACCUUUUGUUAAAUCUCUGCAAACUAGGAAUUCUGUUGCUCUGAGUGGCUCUGGUAACUUAGCUCUGAUUUUGUUUAAAACUUCAUGUAGGAUGUGUAACCUUCUGUGGCUUGUUUCAUCCUAAGGAGACGGGCCUUGUCUGUAUAUUAGAUACAGUCUGUAAAGAAUAUUCACUACAAAGGUAAAUCAGUAUUUUCAAUGUGCUCCUCUUAAAUCAUUAGCCUUGAGUAGUGCUUGUUAGCAUUUCCUCGUGGUACACAAAAGCCACCACCAAAAAGGCAAGCUGAUGUACAUUAAGCUUCACGUUUGGUUGAAAUAUUUUUCUUUACUAUGCCUAGAAGGAAUAAAAGCCACACCAAAAAUCAAUAACUCACUGCUUAAGUAAGAAAAAUCUUAAGAUGCACUUUCCCUGUCUUGCCAUUUAAAACAAAAUGCCUUGAUGUCUGUGACUUCAGUGGAUGCUAUCAGGUUAAAGAAGAAUAUCGUAUUUGCAGUCCUAAUGCUUCCAACAAUUGUCAGCUUCAGAAAUAAGACUCCACCUUUUCCUAGCUGUCUGCCUUUUGCAGUAAUUUUUGACAACGACGUUAGUCUGGUCGGUUUAAUUUCCUAGCUUUGAUACUGCAGAACAGUGCUGUAGGAUUUUGAACCUAGCAAGGACUGUCUAAUUCAGACUGCAUAUCUUUAAAACAUUUUACUAGCAGAACUGGUUAAACAGAUGUUAUCAACAGCACACACACCCCUCCCCCAACAAACAAAAGGUUCUUUUUAAACUCGGAUACCUGAUAGUGUUGAUAACUAAAUUAAUUUCAGCCUGGAACUGGCUGUAGAAUUCAAUAUGUUAAUUGCUUUCAUCCUGCCUCUAAAACCUUCCUUCAUGCUGAAGUUGAACCUGCAAGUGCAGAAAGGAAAGUGCAUCUUGAAGGGUUUUGGUUUGUUUUUUUGUUUUUUUUUUUACUUUAGGAAAGCUCUGACCACUUAGACUUCUGAGUUUGUAAGUUCUAAAGAAUAUUUUUUUGUAUUUUUGUAUUGUAUGUGUAAUCUCUUUUUCUUUUGAAGUCUGAUGCAGUUGAAUACCUGUAACUAUUUUCUUUAAAAGCCUUGUUAUAAACGUAACAUAAAAACGUAUACAUUAUUUUUUUUCCAUAGCAGAAAUCUUUGGUUUAUUUAAAACAAAACGAAAGACACUUUCAAAACUGACUUUCAGGACUUCCAAAACCGAUUUGGGCAUUACGGGAACUAGGCAAGGCAAAAUGAAGCAUUUACUUUUCACUUAUUUUUAUUACAUGUGGUUAUGUUUGUCAAAAUAAAUCCCUUUAAGAUAGUGGUAAUUCACAGUGAAUAACUAUUUUAUCUUGCUCCUUAGUAGUUACUUGAUACUGUCUCGGUCCAUCGUAUUGGAAAAAAGCAAAAGGGAACUUUGAGUAAGGAUAAGAGGAUGACUUUGAGGCCUCUUCUUUUUUCGUUAACCUGCCACCAACAAUGUCUUCCACAUCUUUGGCUGAAGCAGACAUUCAUUUCAAUGGAAUUCCCUGGUACUUCAAAAUCCUUUAGGAAAUUGCUAGGCAGAACAGCAGACGUGCUAGGAAAUACCUUCCAUGCAAGUGAGAGAGCAAAAGUUAUAUUUGUCUUACUUGCUCCCGUGGUCAAUAAACAUAAUCCUUGACCUUGUGAGAGACUCCAGCAGCUUCUAGAUCUCAGCUGAAGGCGAGCAGAGAUCCUGCCUCACUUGAUGGAUGAGUUCUGUUCCUUGUCCGUGCUUCACGGAAGAAAAAUGAUUGGGAUGGCCUAAAUCCACUCAGGACUGAGUGCCUAACAAGCUUGAUCUUGUAGCUACAAGGGUGUCUGCUGGGGUUUAAUGUCCAACACUUGCAGGAAAGAACUGAUCUGGAAAGUAUUGUCAAGGCAAAUGUUACCUAGAACUUCAGGUGAAGUUCUAGGCUUAUAUUAAACAGUCAUGGUCUUUGCACGGAGAUAGUCCUGGAGUGGGGUGGGGGGGUUUUUUGUUUGGUUUUUUUGUUUUGUUUUUAUUCUUUUUCUAAGAAUAGUUGGGGAUCCUAAAACUCAUGGCAGAUUGCCUGAUUUAGCUAUCUUAAGUGCUUCCAGGAGAUACACUGAGAACUUUAGCUGCUCAGUAUAGCAAGGUAUCUAUACCUAUCAGUGCUUGAAAUGUCUAUCCAAGUAACUUGCGCAGUUUUAACUCGGAGGGCUUAUGCUUGCUUAGCAGUAAAGCUUUACUUAGCACCUGAGCAGCUUGCAAAACAGUUGAGACAUCAGUAGGUGAAGAUGUAAGUAGUCGUCGAGUAACCUUCCCUGUGCCACCCCGCAGCUAGGCUGCGUGUGAGCCUGCUGGGUUGUGAAUGGAUCCAAACUCACCUAUUGCUAAAUAUAUUAAAGUAAUAGUUAAAAAAAAGAAACCAAACCCAAACCAGUGCAGGUGCCUACUAGUGGCAGUGGUUCAGGCAACUCUGGGUGUAGCCCCUUACACACCUGAUUUCAUUCCUUUAAAAGCCCAGGAGGUGCACUGUCCACAGAUUCUCGCAAUCUGUAUUUUACCAGCAGAAGGAAGUGCCUGACCAGCCUGUCUGUAAGGUGGCCGAUGGUGGAUACUGUUUUGAUUUCAUGGGCUUUCUCCCAUGCCACAGGUGACCCAGCUACAGCAUUCAGCCAGCUCUGGCAAAACCCAACUACGCUGUCCUCAUGUGGCCACCGCGGCAGCAGCCGCAUUCAGGCCCGAUGCGCUUGAGCUCUGCGUCUGCCAGAUUUGUGGAGCACCUCCUUGCCAGAACUGGGGCGCCUGUGCUGAGUGCGGUCUGCUGCGGGGGGCUUUUCCAAAGCUUUUGUUGUGAGGAGACCUGGAGGACAAGUCAGCUUUUGAGAAAACAGCAGCGUCUGCUGCCUAAAGAGGCAAACUGAGGUUUUAAACUGUUGGAAAUCACCGGUGUAACUAGAACUCUUUCUAGGCUGCCGUAAGACAAGAAGAUGAAUCUGUUUGGGGAAGCAACAGGGUUUUUAUCUGUGUAGUUAGUAGCCUUAAAAAGUGUUCUGCAAAGAGGUUGGGGUUUGUUGGUUUUUUUUUUUUUAAUUCACUAUAAAACUGUAAAUUGAGGAAUGCUGAGUAGUUCUGCCCUUAAGCUACGGAAGGGGAGGUUACAUUUGAAAGUCACCGUAAUUUGUCUAGUUCCUCUGCCAAGAGACGCUAGAACCCCAUAAAAAUUGGGCAACUAACAAUCUGCUUUUUUACUUUAUCCUGUUAACAAACACCUUCCUGAUUUCUUCUGCUUUUACUAACAAAGGGCUCUCCUACUGUUCUCUAAUUUUGAUAUAUUGCCAUCUUAAAAAACUGCGUAGUGCUCGCUUUGGAAAGCUACUUGCAUUUAGUAAUUUGGAGCCGUUGCCUCAGGACAGAUGCAUAGUCAUCCAUAGAAUUAAAAAGCAUGAAACAUGAACUGUUAUGCUUGCACUCUAUAUAGCGUGUUAAAUUUCUGUUUAUGCACUUCCAUUUAGAAGUCCGGAGUGGUGGGAGUCCAGGCAAGAUUCAGUUACCAAAGCAAACCUUUAAACUCAGUGGCGCACGCUUUUUGCGGUGUGGGUACUUACGUGCCGGUAGCUGUCCUUCAGGCUAGGUAGGGCGAGUAGGAGCGGCGGUGACGGUCACCGCUGGCCAUGAGCUUACGUAUUGUUUUGGUUCGGUGGCGUAGCGCGAGAUCCAAAAAACCCUUGUGAAUCUUGUGUCUUAGUUCUUAAAUUUGGUUCUCGGGGUUGGAUUUCCUGAUGAGACAGAUGCACAAAUAAAGCGUUUGUGGUUCUGUAGCAAGAGCUGCACUGGAACUUGAGGUCGUGAGCCUAUGUUUAUGUUUUUCCUUGCAGUACGAGUGUAUUAAGGUAAUGCAAGUCAUAAUAAAAAUGUAAUUCUCUCUCCUUCUCUUCCCCAGCUUUCCAUAAUUUGUAAACAUAGUAGUUGUACAUAAAGUGUUGGCUGAUGCUCGGUAGCUUGUUAUAAAAUCGUAAUUCUGCCUUUGCUUUUGUGAAAGAGGUGUGUAACUGUGGUGGCCUGUCACUUUCAUACGUACACCGAC
This is a messenger RNA of Egretta garzetta (little egret), 5106 nucleotides long. It is a transcript of the gene PCNP, whose product is annotated as PEST proteolytic signal containing nuclear protein. The record is from RefSeq and is a predicted model, not a curated record. NCBI's taxonomy places the organism in Eukaryota, Metazoa, Chordata, Aves, Pelecaniformes, Ardeidae. Gene Ontology annotation, biological process: protein ubiquitination; proteasome-mediated ubiquitin-dependent protein catabolic process. The annotation marks the transcript as partial. The transcript is spliced from 4 exons. Gene Ontology annotation, cellular component: nucleus.